AUGGACAAAGACGCAGGAGAUUACCUUUGUGUAGCUCGACAUAAGGUUGGUGACCACUGUGGUGCUCAAGGUGAAUGUGGUGAUGAAACCAGCCAAGAUUGAGCACAAAGAGGAGAACCACCACGAAGUCUUCUGUGGGGGUGACCUGAAAGUGGACUGUGUGGCCACCGGGCUUCCCAAUCCUGAGAUUUCCUGGAGCCUCCGGGAUGGGAGUCUGGUGAACUCUUUCAUGCAGUCAGAUGACAGCGGUGGACGCACCAAGCGCUAUGUGGUCUUCAACAAUGGGACGCUCUACUUUAAGGAAGUGGGGAUGAGGGAGGAAGGAGACUACACCUGCUUUGCCGAAAAUCAGGUAGGGAAGGACGAGAUGAGAGUCAGAGUCAAGGUGGUGACAGCGCCCGCCACCAUCCGGAACAAGACUUACUUGGCAGUUCAGGUGCCCUAUGGAGACGUGGCCACUGUAGCCUGUGAGGCCAAAGGAGAACCCACGCCCAAGGUGACUUGGUUGUCCCCAACCAACCGGGUGAUCCCUACCUCCUCUGAGAAGUAUCAGAUAUACCAAGAUGGCACUCUCUUUAUUCAGAAAGCCCAGCGCUCUGACAGCGGCAACUACACCUGCCUGGUCAGGAACAGCGCCGGAGAGGAUAGGAAGACGGUGUGGAUUCACGUCAAAGUCCAGCCACCCAAGAUCAACGGUAGCCCCAACCGCAUCACCACUGUGCGGGAGAUCGCAGCCGGGGGCAGUCGGAAACUGAUUGACUGCAGAGCUGAAGGCAUCCCCACCCCGAGGGUGUUAUGGGCUUUUCCCGAGGGUGUGGUUCUGCCAGCUCCGUACUAUGGAAACCGGGUCACUGUCCAUGGCAACGGUUCCCUAGACAUCAGGAGUCUGAGGAAGAGCGACUCCGUCCAGCUAGUAUGCAUGGCGCGCAACGAGGGAGGGGAGGCCAGGUUGAUCGUGCAGCUCACUGUCCUGGAGCCCAUGGAGAAACCCAUCUUCCACGACCCCAUCAGCGAGAAGAUCACGGCCAUGGCGGGCCACACCAUCAGCCUCAACUGCUCUGCCGCGGGGAGCCCAACACCCAGCCUGGUGUGGGUCCUUCCCAAUGGCACCGAUCUGCAGAGUGGACAGCAGCUGCAGCGCUUCUACCACAAGGCUGACGGCAUGCUCCACAUCAGCGGUCUCUCCUCGGUGGAUGCCGGGGCCUACCGCUGCGUGGCCCGCAAUGCCGCUGGCCACACGGAGAGGCUGGUCUCCCUGAAGGUGGGGCUGAAACCAGAAGCAAACAAGCAGUAUCACAACCUGGUCAGCAUCAUCAACGGUGAGACCCUGAAGCUCCCCUGCACCCCUCCUGGGGCCGGGCAGGGACGUUUCUCCUGGACGCUCCCCAACGGCAUGCAUCUGGAGGGCCCCCAAGCCCUGGGACGCAUUUCCCUUCUGGACAAUGGCACCCUCGCGGUUCGUGAGGCCUCGGUGUUUGACAGGGGUACCUAUGUAUGCAGGAUGGAGACGGAGGACGGCCCUUCGGUCACCAGCAUCCCCGUGAUUGUGAUCGCCUAUCCUCCCCGGAUCACCAGCGAGCCCACCCCCGUCAUCUACACCCGGCCCGGGAACACCGUGAAACUGAACUGCAUGGCUAUGGGGAUUCCCAAAGCUGACAUCACGUGGGAGUUGCCGGAUAAGUCGCAUCUGAAGGCAGGGGUUCAGGCUCGUCUGUAUGGAAACAGAUUUCUUCACCCCCAGGGAUCACUGACCAUCCAGCAUGCCACACAGAGAGACGCCGGCUUCUACAAGUGCAUGGCAAAAAACAUUCUCGGCAGUGACUCCAAAACAACUUACAUCCAUGUCUUCUGAAAUGUGGAUUCCAGAAUGAUUGCUUAGGAACUGACAACAAAGCGCGGUUUGUAGGGGAAGUCAGGCUGGGGAAUCGGAGCUCUUAAAUAAUGUGUCAUAGUGCAUGGGGGCUCCCCGUGGGUUUCAAGUUGAGGUUGAACUUGAUCUACGAUUGUUGGGAAAAGGAAGCAAUACAGACACGAGAAGGAGGGCUCAGCCUUGCUGGGAACUUUCUUUUGUGUUUACAUCAUUCCAGAGGCUUCAUUCGGGGUAUCUGUGCUCUGACUGCAAUUUUUCUUUUUUUUGCAAAUGCCACUCAACUGCCUUCAUAAGCGUCCAUAGGAUAUCUGAAGAACAUUCACCAAAAAUAAACCAUAGACACGAACAACCCUCCAGUACCCCAUUAAAGACGCAUCACCUAGUUAACCUGCUGCAGUUUUUACAUAAUAGACUUUGUUCCAGAUUGACAAGUCAUCUUUUAGUUAUUUCCUCUGUCACUUCAAAACUCUAGCUUGCCCGAUAAGGAUUUAGAACCAGAGUGAUUGAUAUAUAUAUAUAUUUUUAAUUCAAAGUUACAUACAUACAGCUACCAUUUUAUAUGAAAAAAACUUAUUUCUUCCUGGAACUCACCUUUUAUAUAAUGUUUUAUAUAUAUAUAUAUUUUUUUUUUCCUCUCAAAUCAGACGAUGAGACUAGAAGGAGAAAUACUUUCUGUCUCAUUAAAAUUAAUAAAUUAUUGGUCUUUACAAGACUUGGAUACAUUACAGCAGACAUGGAAAUAUAAUUUUAAAAAAUUCCUCUCCAACCUCCUUCAAAUUCAGUAACCACUGUUAUAUUACCUUCUCCAGGAACCCUGCAGUGGGGAAGGCUGCGAUAUUAGAUUUUCUUGUAUGCAAAAUUUUUGUUGAAAGCUGUGCUCAGAGGAGGUGAGAGGAAAGGAAGGAGAAAACUGCAUCAUAGUUUUACAGAAUUGAAUCUAGAGUCUUCUCCUAAAAGUCCAGAAACUUCUCUGCAGUAUCUGAGCUGUCCGUCCAGUCUAAGGUGGCUGCUUCUUCCCUAGCCAUGAGUCAGUCUGUGCCCAUGAAUAAUACAAGACUUGUUAUUUCCAUGACUGGUGUACUGUAUUUUUAAGGUCAAUAUACUGUACAUUUGAUAAUAAAAUAAUAUUCUCCCAAAAA
Molecule: messenger RNA, 3009 nt
Organism: Piliocolobus tephrosceles (Ugandan red Colobus)
Lineage: Eukaryota; Metazoa; Chordata; Mammalia; Primates; Cercopithecidae
Product: matrix-remodeling-associated protein 5-like
Exons: 1
Coding region: 83-1852 (589 amino acids)
Biological process (GO): homophilic cell-cell adhesion
Cellular component (GO): plasma membrane
Source: RefSeq, a predicted model, not a curated record